Oldenlandia corymbosa var. corymbosa is the source of this 1467-nucleotide messenger RNA. NCBI's taxonomy places the organism in Eukaryota, Viridiplantae, Streptophyta, Magnoliopsida, Gentianales, Rubiaceae. The record is from the annotation of a GenBank genome assembly.
GUAAAAUGCCAAUUUUCUACCUAUAUAUCUACCUCUACACCCUCUAUAACAUUCCCCAUUUCUCUUAAGUCAACCACCACACUCUCCCUAGAGAUACACUAACUAUCUUCAAAUCACUUGGGGGAAAAAAAAAAAAACUUAAUCUUUCUCCUAAUCAAUCUCAAUGUUCACUAGCACAAUUAAUUGUGACAACACAAUGUUUGAAUCCCCUUCAAAGGAUCAUCAUCAAUCGAUGAUGAUGGAAAGGAGAAUAUGGAAAUCCAACAACAACAAUAAUGCUGAAAUAGCGCCAAAUUGUCCAAGGUGCGCUUCUUCCAACACCAAAUUCUGUUACUACAACAAUUACAGCUUGUCACAGCCUAGGUACUUCUGUAAAGGCUGCCGGAGAUACUGGACCAAAGGAGGAUCCUUGCGGAACGUCCCCGUUGGAGGUGGCUGCCGGAAAAGCCGUAAAUCAAAGUCGGCCAGGCUUCAGGCCGAUCAAAAAUCCGGGUUGAGUUACCAAAUACCUAGCCCUGGUAGCACAAGUGAUGAGUCAAGUAGUACAAGUGGAGUCAACAUCGAUUUAGCGGAUGUUUUUGCUAAGUUCUUGAGUCAAGAUUCGAGCAAUAAUAACAAUGAAGUUGUGGAUGAAAUGAACAACAAUAACAACGUUAGUAUUCUUGAUCAAGAUCAAUCAUCUUCAAGUACUGGAGUAAGUUACAAUUCUCUAGACUUGCCUACAAAUUCUAACUUUGACCAGGAAAAUAUGAUUUGGGAUGGCCAAAAUUCAUUCGAAUUCAUCGUUGACGAUGAUCAUGGAGCGCAUAAUCAAGAUCAGGUGAUCAAUUAUAAUGAAGGGCUUCCUCCAUUAUGUCUGGAUAACGGAGAAAACGCGGAAAUAUUUCUUGAUCAAAAUUGUGACGUUUUGGAUUUGCAAGCUAUUUUUGGUGGCGAUGAAAUUGGUCAGCAAACUCAUUUAUUGACAGAUGUUGAGUGGCAAUCAAUCAUGCAAUUCCAAGAUUUUGGAUCAUCAUCUUCAUCAUCUAAUCAAAUUGUUGAAGGUAUCAAAAUCCCAUCAUCAGAUUUAUCAGCUCAUCAUGAUGAAAAUUGGAGUUCGUUUGAUCAUCUGUCAGGUUAUGAUAUUUUCUCAAGACCCUCCUGGAAUUAGAAACUAGAUUGAGGGUUAUGAUAUUAUUUUUUGGCUUCGUUUUGUUAUUAUUAUUUUUUUCGUUCCAAAAGUUGAAGUUUCGGUUAUUGAACUAAAACAGGACAAUAGCCAGGACUCAUUUAUGAGACGGAGGAGGAAGAGUAUUUAAUAUUUUUUCCUUCUUCCACAGAAGAAGAAUUCUUGUGGCAGUUAACUGUCACUUAUCACAUACACGAGGAAAGAUACAUGUAAUGAAAUGUAGUUAUAAUUCAUACUUUGAUUAAUAAAAUUUUGUUUGAAUUUGGUUGUGGAAUAUAUUGAUCAAUCGCUUUUGGAAU